Molecule: messenger RNA, 2222 nt
Organism: Stegostoma tigrinum
Lineage: Eukaryota; Metazoa; Chordata; Chondrichthyes; Orectolobiformes; Stegostomatidae
Product: ADP-ribosylation factor-like
Exons: 5
Coding region: 160-693 (177 amino acids)
Biological process (GO): vesicle-mediated transport; intracellular protein transport
Cellular component (GO): plasma membrane; cytoplasm
Molecular function (GO): GTP binding; GTPase activity
Source: RefSeq, a predicted model, not a curated record
GGUUUUUUUUGUUCCGUCAAUCACCGGCACCUGGAGGCGGGCUGAGCGAGCGGCGCAUGCGCGGGGUUGCCACGUCAACGCGCAGGCGGAAACGGUGUCGGCUCGAGAUCGAGCAGGAGGGGAACCGCGAGACGAACUGAUCAGUCAAGAGCAGACAGCAUGGGAGCUUUGCUGAGUUUCUUUUUUUUCAAGAAGGAAAUGCGAAUUCUUAUGGUGGGACUUGAUGCAGCAGGCAAAACCACAAUCCUAUAUAAACUCAAACUUGGAGAAGUUGUAACAACAAUUCCAACUAUUGGUUUUAAUGUUGAAACAGUGGAAUUCAGAAAUAUAAGCUUCACAGUGUGGGAUGUGGGUGGUCAAGACAAAAUUAGAACACUCUGGAAACACUAUUUCCAGAACACACAAGGCUUAAUAUUUGUUAUCGACAGCAAUGACCGAGAGCGUAUCAAUGAGGCAAAGGAUGAGUUAAUGCGAAUGAUCGCAGAAGAUGAGCUGAGAGAUGCUGUGUUGUUAAUCUUUGCAAAUAAACAGGAUUUGCCAAACGCAAUGACACCUGCAGAGAUUACAGAUAAGUUGAAUCUGCACCAACUCCGUAACAGAUCAUGGCACGUCCAAGCAACCUGUGCUACCACUGGUGACGGCCUUUAUGAUGGUCUCCACUGGCUGUCUAAUCAAGCAGGCGUGAAGCGAUAAUCUUCAUGAGGAUUGACCAAUCAAGCUGAUGUGUGCCUGUGUGUAAGUUGAGUGGGAGCAGUUUCCUCACUGUGUGCCUUUUUAUAAUACAGAAGGGUUAGGGUCUGAUCUGAACUGGUAUUAUAAAUAAUUGUGAAAGUAUUUUACUACAGAUGAAUGGUUCUAGUUUGGAAUGUUGCCAGAAAUACUUAUAGGCUUGAAAUUAUUUUGCAACAUGUAAUUUAUCUGUCUGUACUAUGAUGCUAUUUAAAGGCCCUUUUUUUCUAACUCGUGAUGGGAAGUAGGGAAAUGUACUGGAUUGCUAGCUAAUAUUGUGGAAUUCAGGAGUACUGCAUACCUUGCUUUUGAAUUAAUCUUUUUGUUGUGCUGCUUGCAUGAAAAGCUUGGUGGCAGUAGGAAGAAGUGAUUGUAUUUUCCAGAGAAAUGAUUUGCUGGCAAGUUUGAAUUUGGUUGCUAGCUCUGCAAAGAGCAGACACGUUACUAAUAAUAGGAGAUCUGCACUGAAUGCUACAGAUUUAUUGCCUUGCUGAAACUUAAAUUCUGCACUAUAAUGCAUGGAGGUCACUCAGGCUGCUGCUCCUAUUCUGCAGUUUUCUAAGGAUAUAGGGCAACACUUGUAUGUAUUUGCUACAGGAGGGGUGAAGGGUCCAGUUCAUAAAAAGACGCAUACCAAACCAUAUAUCUUGUAAAUACCAACAACCAAGCCCUCAAAGGUACUGUAUCUUUAUCUUUAUCUUUAUCCAUGAAUCAACACGGUGAUUUUUAAAAGCUGUCUUGCUGUUUUCUUUUAACAUAUAUUUGGGAUUAAACUUUAGGGUGGUAGAAGUUUAAAAUUGCAUACCUGUUUUCCAGUAAACCUUUGCAAAUGUUGGUAAGAUCAGUUAAACUUGGUGAAGAUUUAUGAAAACCAUUCAGGCUAUUUUGAAGACUACUUGGUGUCCAUUUUAAAAAAAACUAAGAUAAUAACUUCUUGAAUACAUGUCUUCUGAAUCUGAGCAAAGCUAUAAAACACUUACAAAUUGGCAUUAAAACACAAGCACCAUUCUCUUAUUAACCAACAAAAUAAGAGGAGUGUGUUGGGAAUUGCCUGAAUUCUAUAGAUGCAUUUUGGGCUGAUUGCCAGACAUGAGAUUUAAUGAAUUUACCCAACAUUUUUAAUUCUCUUUAUACUUUAUUUACAGGGUUUAAGAAAAUAAUGUGAAAAUGCAUUUCAAUCAGAUAUUACGCGUCAAAGCGAUAAGGAAAAUGGUUUUUUUAAAAUGAGUUGACAUUAAGAGGUUCAAAUAUAAAUGUCUAGUCUGGGGGGCAAAUGUCUUUUUUUUUGCUUCUUUGUUUGAAAGCUUGUUUUAAGAUGCACUUGUUGAAAUAUAACUCGUCCAAUAACCAGUCUCUCAUGUACCAGUGUGUUACUAUGUCUAUUUACUAUUGAAUUUCUGGAUUUUUGUGGGAUGUUUUGAGGGAAUUGGGAGAAAAGAACAUGAUUGCUAAAAUUUCUUUUUCAUUUGUCAAUAAAAUUCUAUUCCCUUUAA